CCACGCGCUGCGCCUACGCCGAUCCGCAACAUUCACCCGCGCGCACUUCUACUUCGAACGUCCGACAUCGCGCGCGCACACAAAAAAUUACCUUUAAUCGUGAACAGUAUUAAAUUGUGAUGGAGAAAGAGCAUCAGCCAGACUCGAUGGCUACGAUCACCAUGAAGCCGGAGUACCCGCCGUCCGAGUAUAGCGCCUCAGAACCGCCACCGGCAUACAGACAGCGGCAGUCGUCGUCGGUGCAGAUCGCGCGGAUCGCUGCGCUGACGGUGGUGGCUGCCUCCUUCAUCCUGGGCUCCUUCAUCCUGGCCUCCAGCUGGAUCUCGGCCCGCGCCUCGUGCCAUCAGCUGGAACAGCUGGACGCUAUGCUCGACAAGGAACUGGCCCUCGAAGGCAGAGCAUACGGGAAUGAUGCUCUUGUGGCGGACGAGCCCCUGCCGAUCGCCAAUGCGCACGCGUUACACGGUGUCCCACCAGCCGUCUCCACGGCCGAGGCGCCGCGCGCUCCCACCGCCAGCCAGACUAAGGAGGACGCGCUUAACCAAGCAGAGUCCAAAGUAGAUGAAGACAAACUACAGAAAAUCGAUGAUGUGAACCCGAAGUUCGACGCCCCGAACUCCGAGGGAGCCGAGGACAGUUCGGAGUCGGACAGCUCGGCUGAAGAUGACGAGGACCUGGAUGCCGUGCGACCCAUGUUCAAGCUGCCGAUCCAGUUCGACCUUGACGAGCUCGCUGGCGCUUUCCUGGCCAACAACCAGAAGGGUCGCAUGAACUGCGUGGUGGAGCGUCGCCGUGAAGACCCCAUGGAGAGGCGAUUCCCCUUCAACAUCCUCGGUGCCUUUGCUCCCCGCGCCGCACAAGCUGAGCGUAUCGCCAUCAUCUGCCACGGCGGAGAUGAACCCAGAGCGAUGAACUUCCCAGACCCGCAGUCGCAGGUGUUCGCCUUCCCGCUGUCCGGCCCCGUGCGGCUGCCGCUGCGCCCGCAGCCGGAGCGCCCCGCGCCCGAGCCCCGCAUGCCCUUCGCCCCCAUGGGCCCGCAGCACCGCGGACCCUUCCCCCUGCCGAUGCCAUGGGACUCGUCCGAAGAGCAGACCGGCGCCCCCCAGAUGCGUAUCCACGUCCAGCGCGUGUUCGCCAUCCCCGCCCCCCAGAACAUGCCUCAGGAUAACAUGGGCCCCUUCGCCCCGCCGCCGCCGCCCCAGCAACAGGACCAAAACGAGCAACCCACCGUCCUUCACCAGUUCGUGCCGCAGCCCGCUCCUACGCAAGAAUUGGAACAGCCUGAGGUCCAGAAGGCGAACAUGGAAGGAAGCCCUGUGAACCUGCAUUGGGGCCUGACACCCGAAGACAUCCACGUGAUCCACCGCACCGCCGAGGAUGCCGCCGCCAACCAGCGCCAGACACAGAUGGACAACGAUAUGCAAGAGAAGGUGAACAUGGAAGGCAGCCCAGUGAACCUGCAUUGGGACCUGACGCCAGAAGACAUCCACGUGAUCCACCGCACCGCCGAGGAUGCCGCUGCCGCCGCCAACCAGCGCCAGACCCAAAUGGAUAAUGAUAUGCAAGAGGUGAAAACAAUCGUGAACACAUUGGCCGCGGCAGCGGAAGCGGAAGCUGAAGCGGAGGCGCAAGAAGAGCAACGCCGACAGGCCGAGGCGCAGUCCGCGCCUGCGCAGGACGCGCCUGCGCUUCCCCCCCGCGCGCCGCGUACUCUGCUGCUGCCGCAAGACAUGCCAAUGGAGGAGAGACCGCAUUACAUGCAGCCUCGCUCAGUGCGCAGCGUGGACGCUCUUAUGCAGCCUGAGAAGCGCGUGAAGCGUUGCGCUUGCAGCUGCGCUUAAGCACCCGCUGCGCUUAAGCACCCGCGCUCGCGCCCGCGUCCGCGUCAGCGCCCGCGCUAAUACGUACUGUGUGCGAAGCCUAGCGCGCCCUAUCCGUCCAUCCCAUCACCGUGACAUUAACCCAUUCGCGGCUAUUCGUACAGAUGUAAAUAAAAUGUCUCAGUUCCGAAAAGUCGUUACAUACAAAGGUGGUUGGUUGUAUAAAUAAAUACGAAUUUUAAUAAUUGUUAAAUAAUUCAUAUAUUUAUAAUUCGUUUUCUUAGUGAAUAUCGUUCUGUACAGUUUUAUGAUGAGACAGUAAUUUGGCAAUGACGUGAAACUAUGCACCUGUAGUGUAUCUAACUAAUGCUGGCAUUCUAAGAUAGUGAAUACCCUAUAAGUAGAUUUGACGUGCAUUUCUUGAUGAUAAAUAGUAUUAAAACGAUUAUCCGCGCGGAACCACAAACGGCUUUUAAAUUAUGCUAGUUUUAAUCUAAAAACAUAUGUUCCAUUGUGAUCCUACAUUAAAUUUUUAUUUUAUUCCCAA
Leguminivora glycinivorella is the source of this 2367-nucleotide messenger RNA. RefSeq lists its product as uncharacterized. The record is from RefSeq and is a predicted model, not a curated record. The coding region runs from base 120 to 1841 and encodes 573 amino acids. NCBI's taxonomy places the organism in Eukaryota, Metazoa, Arthropoda, Insecta, Lepidoptera, Tortricidae. The transcript has 12 exons.